Molecule: messenger RNA, 746 nt
Organism: Aureococcus anophagefferens
Lineage: Eukaryota; Pelagophyceae; Pelagomonadales; Pelagomonadaceae
Exons: 1
Cellular component (GO): cytoplasm
Source: RefSeq, a predicted model, not a curated record
GACGUUCGCGGAGAGUGCAUGACGAUGGUGCCUCGUCGGACAGCGCGCUCGUGACGCGCGUGCACGCAUGGCGAUGCGCUGCCACUACGACGUGCUCGGCGUGCCGCGGACCGCCGACGAUGCGACGAUCCGCAAGGCCUACAAGAAGCUCGCCGUGGCGCUGCACCCCGACAAGGCGCAGCAGCGCGGCGAGGCCGCCGACGCCUACGUCGAGCAGUUCCGCGAGGUCCAGGGCGCCUACGAGUGCCUGAGCGACGCCGACGAGCGCGCCCACUACGACGCGCACCGCGACGAGAUCCUGCGGGGCGACGACGACGGCGCGCGCGGCGACGACGCGCCGCGCGCCGGCGGCGGCGGCGCGGAGCGUCGCCGCGCGUACCGCGACGACUACGCGGCGAACCUGUGGCCCUACUUCUCGCGCCGGGCCUACGCGAACUUCGACGACGACGCCGGCGGCUACGACGACGACGCGCGCGCGCGCGAGGCCGCGGCGGCGCUCGCGGUCGACGCGUCGUUCCGCGCGCUCGUGGCCCGCUUCUGCCUCGCGCUGCUCCGCGGCGUCGCCGCCCGCGUCCCCGCCGUGCGUGCCACGUGCGAGGGCCUGGCGCGCUUCAUCCUCGCGCGCGAGGCCGUGCCGCGGCGGCCGCCGGGCUUCUUCCCCUGCUACCGCGCCGCGUUCCGAGCGGUGAACGAGUGCGAGCGCCUCGCGUCCCUCGCCAACGGCGACGAGUGCCAUUUUUUGCCGG